This is a messenger RNA of Anopheles maculipalpis, 1832 nucleotides long. It is a transcript of the gene beta-PheRS, whose product is annotated as phenylalanine--tRNA ligase beta subunit. Gene Ontology annotation, cellular component: phenylalanine-tRNA ligase complex; cytoplasm. Gene Ontology annotation, biological process: phenylalanyl-tRNA aminoacylation. The coding region runs from base 60 to 1832 and encodes 590 amino acids. The record is from RefSeq and is a predicted model, not a curated record. The transcript is spliced from 3 exons. Gene Ontology annotation, molecular function: RNA binding; phenylalanine-tRNA ligase activity; magnesium ion binding. NCBI's taxonomy places the organism in Eukaryota, Metazoa, Arthropoda, Insecta, Diptera, Culicidae.
AUAACUUGCCGUGCUGUACAAUUUGGUGCUCCAGUUUAGCGAUCGAUUAAUCCGGAAAAAUGCCUACCGUCGGCGUGAAACGUGACCUACUGUUCAAGGCGCUCGGCCAAACGUACACUGAUGAUGAGUUUCAAAAACUGUGCUUCGAGUUUGGCCUGGAGCUGGACGAGAUCACGACCGAAAAACAGAUGAUUACCAAGGAGCAGGGUGAAGUAGAGGCGGCAAAGGAUGCAUCAGAAGAGAUCAUCUAUCGCAUCGACAUUCCGGCCAACCGGUACGAUCUGCUCUGUCUGGAAGGGUUGGUAAUGGGGCUGCAGGUGUUCCGGGGCAAGCUCAACUUCCCCCGUUUCAGCAAGGUUGGCCCGGUCGGCAAAGGUGCAACGGUUCAGAAAAUGGUCGUUACCAAAGCUACCGCCCAGAUCCGUCCGUUUGCAGUAGCGGCCGUUUUGCGUGAUAUAACCUUCACGAAAGAUUCGUACGACAGUUUCAUUGAUCUGCAGGAUAAACUGCAUCAAAACAUAUGCCGCAAGCGUGCGCUGGUAGCGAUCGGCACGCACGAUCUCGACACACUGAAGGGACCGUUCACAUACGACGCUAAACCACCGAAGGACAUAAGCUUUGUACCGCUGAACCAGGACAAGGCAAUGAAUGGCGAAGAGUUGAUGGAGUUCUACUCAACGCACGCCCAACUAAAGGCGUACCUGCCCAUCAUCCGCGACUCACCGGUGUAUCCGGUGAUUUACGAUGCGAACGGUGUAGUACUAUCGCUGCCACCGAUCAUUAACGGUGACCACUCGAAGAUAACGCUGAAAACGCGCAACGUAUUCAUCGAGUGUACGGCAACGGAUCUGACCAAGGCGCGCAUCGUACUCGAUACGCUCGUGUGCAUGUUUUCGACCCACUGCGCGAAACAGUUCACCGUCGAGUACUGUGACGUCGUGUCGGCUGCCGGUGAAACGACACCGUAUCCGGAUCUCGCCUUUCGAAAGGAAACAAUUUCGGUAGCGAAAACCAACGCGUAUAUCGGUCUGAACGAAUCGGCCGAGCAGAUGACCAACCUGCUGAACCGGUUGCUUCCUACAAGACAAAUCGAUGCGGAUACGCUGGAGGUAGAAAUACCUCCCACCCGGCACGAUAUGUUACACGCCUGUGACAUCUACGAGGAUGUGGCCAUCGCGUACGGGUACAACCGUAUCCCGAAAACACUCCCAGCGAAGAUGCACAUUGCGAAGCAGUACCCGUUGAACAAGCUGACCGAGCAGCUACGGGAACAGAUCGCUCAGGCCGGCUUUACGGAAGGAUUAACGUUCACGUUGUGUUCGCGUGAUGAUAUUGCGAGCAAAAUGAAUGCCAGCAUCGAUCGUAUUCCGGCCGUGCACAUUGCCAACCCAAAAACGCUCGAGUUUCAAGUAGUCCGGACGACACUCAUACCGGGUCUGCUGAAAACAUUAGCAGCGAACAGGAAGAUGCCACUGCCGCUGAAACUGUUCGAGGUAUCGGAUGUGGUGCUGGCGGACAGUAAAUCGGAGGUUGGUGCGAAGAACGAGCGACGGGUGUGUGCGGUAAACUGUAACAAGACGGCCGGGUUUGAGGUAGUGCACGGGCUUUUGGAUCGGGUGAUGCAACUGCUCGAGGUACCGUGGGAUAAGGCGGCCGGGUACUAUCUGCAGGCGUGCGAUGAUCCGGCCUACUUCCCGGGUCGUUGUGCAGCGGUACUUUACAAGGGCUCGGAGAUUGGCCGUAUUGGGGUGCUGCAUCCGACUGUACUACAUGCGUUCGAGCUGACGACGCCUUGUUCGGUGGUUGAGUUCAAUAUGGAAUAUUUUGUCUAG